AUGGGGAGGAGGGCGUGCUGUGCCAAGGAAGGGGUGAAGCGAGGGGCCUGGACGAGCAAGGAGGACGAGAUCCUGGCUUCCUACGUCAAGGCCCAUGGCGAGGGCAGGUGGAGGGAGCUCCCCCAGAGAGCUGGUCUGCGGCGGUGCGGCAAGAGCUGCCGGCUGCGGUGGCUGAACUACCUCCGGCCGAACAUCAAGCGGGGCAACAUCUCCGACGACGAGGAGGAGCUCAUCGUCAGGCUCCACGGCCUGCUUGGCAAUAGGUGGUCCAUCAUCGCCGGCAGGCUGCCCGGCCGAACAGAUAACGAAAUCAAGAACUACUGGAACAGCACGCUCGGCAGGAAGGCGCUCCCCGCCCGCCCCACCAUUGCCGCGGCGAGGACCGUCGUCGCCACGCCCGUCGCCUCCGGCUCCUCCAGCUCCACGGGGAGCGCCGCGGCGCCGCUGUCCACCUCCGUCCCUGCCCUCCUCCACGCCGCGGCGCCUUCGUCGCCGGCCGCCGCGGUGUGGGCGCCCAAGCCCGUGAGGUGCACGGGCGGCCUCUUCUUCCGCCGGGAGCAGGAGACGCCGCCGCCCGCGCCGGUCGUAGAGGAGACGCGGGCCGGGGGAGAAGAGGGAGAUGCCUGCAGCGGCAGCAGCAGCUCGGAGACGUCGUCGGCCGAGCCGUGCUCGUCGGGGUCGGGCGGGGGAGACUGGAUGGACGACGUGAGAGCCCUGGCGUCAUUCCUCGAGUCCGACGAGGAAUGGCUCAAGUCCCUGCACAUGGCCGGUUAA
Triticum turgidum subsp. durum (durum wheat) is the source of this 774-nucleotide messenger RNA. The record is from the annotation of a GenBank genome assembly. Lineage: Eukaryota; Viridiplantae; Streptophyta; Magnoliopsida; Poales; Poaceae.